UAAAGCCAAACGAGUAUAUCCUUUUGUCGAACUCUCUAUUAGUCUCUCUACCGAGAACGACUGACCGAAAAGAAACUGAAAUUUCGUUUCUCAAUUUGAUUCCAGGCGGGAAAUCGCUGCAAUACGAAGCUCUUCCCUUUGUCGUCUCCGUGAAUCCAUUUUGAUUCUCGAACACAUCUCUCCUUUGUAUGCAUUGUCAGGUUUCGAUUCAGAGGAAAGUUUUUGGGUUCACGUUUCUGCCCUAAUUCGAUUAGGAAGUUGUGGAUCUUUCUUUUGUUUAACUUCUUAUCUGCUGAAAUUUCACACGUAAAACGAUAGUUCUUCUAUGCAGUUUCUUAUUUCCAGGAUUUUGUCGGCGGGUAGGCUUCGUUAUGGAUUCUUAGUUCGUAGAUGGGCUUGUAUUCCGGGAAUUUUACUGUAAUUGCGAGAGUUCAGAGGAGCGUCCAUGGGUGCCCUAACGACCAAUCGUAAGCGUGGUGAUAGUUGGUCCAACUUGAGUCAUGCUUUGUCGUCUCUUUUCUCUAAGGACUCUGAUUUUCGAUCCGACCUUCACAUCUCGAAGAAGCCCAGAAUUUCUCCUAUCGGUCUCAGUUCAGAGUGGCAUUUAUCUUCGCCGGAUAAAGUCUCUAGAAUUUGUCGGUACCCUGAAGAGGUUCCGCGUCUACCCAGAGAAGUUCACGCUCCUUGCCGGAAAUCUAGGUUUGGUCGCCCGGCCAGUUCGGUCAGAGAAUCCCUGCGUGGGAUUGGUCGAGUUAGCGAGAAUCAAGAGUCUGAUAAGAUGGGGAAUUUUCUAAUUCGCCAAUAUGUUGCAGGGAAGGCCAGUGCUCUACAGCACUUUAGAAAGGACAAGGGACCAUUGAUUGAUGUGGUGGCGGAGUGCUCCAAGGAUGAAAUUGCUGAUGACUCGAGCAUAGAGGAAAUUGAAGUAUUGGAUGAUGGGCGAGAAGGGCUGUCUGUAGUUUCAGACCGGACGUCUCAUAAGACCAAUGCUGAUGUUCUUCUGCGGGAUGCCCAUGCAAAGCUUCCGGCUUAUGGUCAGCAACCGUCGUCUUCUACGGUGUCCGAGCUGACUAAGGUGGAUGAAGCGGGGAAGAUGAUGGUGUCUCUGUCUUUAAGUCGUGGAGCAGAGGAGUUGAGUGUGCUUCCUCACAAAAAAUUGCACCAGACUGCAGAGAAACGGAAUGACAGAAUAUUUUCCUUGAAUUUUCAGAUCAAUAUUUUUCGGACAAAGUGGUCACUCUUCCCGAAGCGUCAGGCGAAGAGACCGGCAGAGGUUGUACCUCGAGAAACUUUUCUUCCCCUUACCCAGGAGGAAGAGGCUGAAGUAUCUCGUGCUUUAUCGGGUUCAAAUUGGCGAAAGGUCUUGGUUAGGCAUGAAAAUUCUAAUAUAGAUAUUACCGGAGAAAUCUUGCAGUGCUUGAGCCCCAACGCUUGGCUAAAUGAUGAGGUCAUAAACGUUUACCUUGAGUUACUGAAGGAGAGGGAAAAAAGAGAACCAGAGAAAUUUUUGAAGUGCCAUUUUUUCAACACAUUCUUCUAUAAGAAGUUGAUUAGUGGGAUAAAUGGUUAUGAUUUCAAAGCUGUGAGGAGAUGGACUACCAUGAGGAAGAUCGGGUAUAGCCUUAUUGAAUGUGACAAAAUAUUUGUUCCUAUCCACAAAAAAGCGCACUGGGUCUUGGCUAUUAUCAACAAAAAGGAUGAAAAAUUCCAGUAUCUUGAUUCAUAUAAAGGCAUGGAUCCCCAAGCGCUAGAAGUACUGGCCAGAUAUUUUGUAGAUGAGGUUAAGGACAAGAGUGGAAUGGACAUUAAUGUAAGCUCUUGGAAGCUCGAAUAUGUUGAUGAACUUCCUGAACAGCGGAAUGGGUGGGACUGUGGCAUGUUCAUGAUCAAAUAUAUAGACUUCUACAGUAAAGGUCUAAGGCUCUGUUUCAAUGAGGAAGACAUGCCCUAUUUCCGGCGGAGGACUGCCAAGGAGAUUCUAAGGUUGAAAGCUCAGUGAACCAUAAGGAGCUAAUCUGUUUAAUAUUCAGGCUUUGGACAAUAUGUAACUAGUAUGGAAAUUGGUCACCAGGGAAAGUGGUUCAAAGAUGAACUUGUGUUGCCAGGUUGAGAAUGGACAAGCCUGUUUGUAUACAUGGAAGCCCUAGAGUAGGUGCCAUGCAGCUCAAGCAAGCCUUUUCAGUCUUCUGAUAGCACAAUCUGACUGGUACUGAGGAUGCUUUAUUUUCUGGCCUUCAAUGAGAUGGAUUUGCUUGCUUGUAUAUAUUGGGCCGGGUUACUGUUUUUGUUUUGCUUCGCGAGGGUCACCAACCCUCCCCUCCUCUUCCCCCUCAAUGAUUCUAGCCAUUUUUCUCUGGAAUUUAGUUUGUUACCAGUCCCCAAUUGUAAUGAAAAAUGCUGCAUUUUGGGAAAGUUCAGGGAAAGGUUGAUGUAAUGUUGAAAUUUUGUCGCUACUGUAUGCAUAUGAAUUUUUUUUUUGGUUUUGACAUACAAACUCAGAGACAUGAGAAUCCCCAACUCUACAAAUAUUGACAGUUUAUAUUAUUUU
Telopea speciosissima is the source of this 2548-nucleotide messenger RNA. Its product is annotated as ubiquitin-like-specific protease ESD4. The coding region runs from base 446 to 1999 and encodes 517 amino acids. The record is from RefSeq and is a predicted model, not a curated record. Gene Ontology annotation, cellular component: nucleus. Gene Ontology annotation, molecular function: deSUMOylase activity. The transcript is spliced from 9 exons. Lineage: Eukaryota; Viridiplantae; Streptophyta; Magnoliopsida; Proteales; Proteaceae. Gene Ontology annotation, biological process: protein desumoylation.